AUGUGGUUAUGGGCCAGCGGCCGAUUACCGUACUAUAGUGACUUUUGGUCUCGACCAGUGUUUUCAAUGACCAUUCUACUUGGUAUUACUUAUUGGCAAGAAUUUCAUUUCUAUUGGAUCCAUCGGUUUAUGCAUCCGUGGUGGUCUAUCCAAAAUGGUUUGCGCGACGGCGAUAUUGGCGCGUUUUUAUAUCGUCAUGUACAUAGUCUGCAUCAUUUAAGUCGUAAUCCUGGUCCAUGGGCUGGCUUAUCAAUGCAUCCACUUGAACAUUUCAUUUACUAUUCAUAAUUAAAAGCUCUACAAACAUUGAAAUUUUCAUCAAAUUUGCAACGUGGUUGA
Molecule: messenger RNA, 339 nt
Organism: Rotaria sordida
Lineage: Eukaryota; Metazoa; Rotifera; Eurotatoria; Philodinida; Philodinidae
Source: the annotation of a GenBank genome assembly